AUGAUAUGUAAUGUGGGAUUAAAAAAAUAUUUCUCCGAUAUAAUAAAGGGAUUUUGAAGUGAAUCCCAUAACAAGAAAGUCAGAGGUUGCAGCAUGGCGUCGCUUUGGUACCCAGUCGUAGUAAUAGUGGUCAUGGCCACGGUGUCUAGACCAGUGAGUGGUACAGCAGAGGCCAUGAGCCAUGUCACCGCGCAUUUUGGCAAAGCUUUGGAAGAGUGUCGAGGAGAGUCGGGUCUGUCGCCUGAGGUUCUGGAACAGUUCCAACACUUCUGGAGCGAGGACUUUGAGGUGGUUCACCGCGAGCUGGGCUGUGCACUGAUCUGCAUGUCCAACAAGUUCUCGCUUAUGCAGGAUGAUGCCAGGAUUCACCAUAUCAAUAUGCACGAUUAUGUAAAGAGCUUUCCUAAAGGUGAACUUUUGUCUGAAAAGAUGGUAGAACUCAUCCAUAAUUGCGAAAAAGAACACAAUAAUAUUGAAGAUGACUGUAGCCGCGUGGUGAAGGUCGCAGCGUGCUUCAAAGUUAACGCGAAGAAGGAAGGGAUCGCACCGGAAGUUACUAUGAUAGAGGCUGUGUUAGAAAAGUAUUGAGUUUCACCGGAGUCAUGAUGCUCUAUGACGUUCGAAUCAUAACAUACGAGUACUCUUAGAUAUAGCAUCUGUACGUCAUAAUUGAUCGUCCUUGUAUUUAGAUAAGUCGCAACAUAGAUAUGUCCUGCAUUUAGUGCGUAUUUAGGAUUUUAAUAUCAUAUAGAAUUAAAUUCCAGAAUGAAAAUUUAAGUUUUAAUCAAAGUUAUUUGUUGUUGAUUUUUUUCGUGUUUUGAUUCUUUUACCUUUCAUUAUUAGUGUUAAUUCAUUUUAGUUUAAUAAGCAAGGAUUGCAUUACCCAUAUAAUGUUUAUCGUUGCAUUUACGUGCUGAUCGGAAAUCUGGUUUUAAGAUAUCUAAUUUAAUAUAUUAUCAAAUGCCCUAAUUUCACUUGUUUGGAGAAAAAUGUUAAGUGUCUGUAAGUUUUCCAAAAUAUUUUGAAUCUAAGGCCCGGUUUAAUGUUGUGGGAUUGACAUAAAAAAGUACCUACCUCUGUUAUAAUUUUGCUAUUUUGUAACAAGUAUAUCUUACGAUAACUCACUGCGAGAAUAAGGACACCGAUUUUGCGCUUAUUUAAAAGAAUACAAAUAUAUAA
This is a messenger RNA of Pararge aegeria (speckled wood butterfly), 1179 nucleotides long. RefSeq names its product general odorant-binding protein 2-like (gene GOBP2). Lineage: Eukaryota; Metazoa; Arthropoda; Insecta; Lepidoptera; Nymphalidae. The transcript has 3 exons. The record is from RefSeq and is a predicted model, not a curated record. Gene Ontology annotation, molecular function: odorant binding.